Molecule: messenger RNA, 2466 nt
Organism: Dissoconium aciculare CBS 342.82
Lineage: Eukaryota; Fungi; Ascomycota; Dothideomycetes; Mycosphaerellales; Dissoconiaceae
Product: glycoside hydrolase family 92 protein
Exons: 2
Coding region: 1-2466 (821 amino acids)
Biological process (GO): protein quality control for misfolded or incompletely synthesized proteins; glycoprotein catabolic process; carbohydrate metabolic process
Cellular component (GO): nucleus; cytosol
Molecular function (GO): peptide-N4-(N-acetyl-beta-glucosaminyl)asparagine amidase activity; carbohydrate binding
Source: RefSeq, a predicted model, not a curated record
AUGCAUCAUUUGCUAUGCAUUCUCGCAGCAUUCUCGCAAGCGGCGGCUUCGUAUCACGAAGGAGUCGGAGUUCUUCGGUAUGUGAAUCCGAAAAUCGGCACGUUCGGUGUCACACCCAAUGGCAAUGGCGGCAUGAUCCCGUCCGUGUCGCCUCCAUUUGGAAUGACAAGGUGGACACCACAAACACGAGAAAACUUCAUAAGUCAAUGUCCAUACAAUGAUCUCGAUCAUUUCAUCCAUGGCUUCCAAGCUACGCAUCAACCAGCCAUCUGGAUGGGUGAGAGUGGCCAGGUAGUCCUCACGCCGGGCCUCGGAGAUAUUCGGCCACUCUUCGUAGAUCACGCUCAUGCUUUCAAGAAGUCCGAUGAGAUCUCCACUCCCUACGUGUAUGAAGUGACCAUGGACGCCGAAGCAGUGACAUCGGGUUACAAUUUGACGGAAAGCAUUUACAGUCCUGUUCCAGGUGGUGCCCAACCAGUUCCGGGUGAUGUCCGUGAAGGCGCCAACGGUCGAACGCGAAGAGAUGAACCCGCAAGGAUCUAUCAGGAAUCGAAUCCUCGAUUCGAAAACCUCACCAUACACACCGCGAUGACAGCGACAUCUCAUGUCGGGCAUCUUCGCUUCGACUUUUCUAAGCAAGUCGCCUCCGGAUCUACAAAGCAUCCAUAUAUCUUCGUUCAAGCAACACGACAGAAUUGGACUGGUCAUAUCAACAUCGAUCCUACUAGACGCGAGGUCUCGGGUAGCAAUACACAGAGACAAGAUUACGCUUUGGGUCCUGAUCGUGCGCCAGGAUUUGCAUCGUAUUUCGUCUCGAGAUUCUCCGAAGCGGUUGUGGCUUACGGCAUUACGUAUGGUGAUUAUGUUCAAGAUGGAAUGUCGGAUGGCAGCGGGACACAUCUCGGUGCCUAUGUCAAAUUUGCUGAGACGGCCCAUCGAGUAGAAGUACGAACAGCUAUCUCCUUCAUCAGCAUCGAACAGGCCAGGUUAAAUCUGGAAAUCGAGGCACCCGAUUCAAAAUCCUUCGACACGGCUGUUGAAGAGCUCAAAAGCGAUUGGCUCGAGAAAUUGAAUCGCGUCACAAUUGAGGGUGUGAACGAAACGUCUAGCGAACACGACCCUCGAACGAUCUGGUAUACAGGUCUCUUCCACGCCCUCCAGUAUCCCGCGGACUUCUCCGAGCCGACCACUUCGGAAAAGAACGGUCUGCGGAAAUUCUACAGCGGCUACACUGACAGCGUUCAUUCCGCCUACGACUCCUACUAUCAAUCCUGGUCCAUCUGGGAUACGUUCCGCGCCGAGCAUGGUCUACUCACGCUCUUCGCUCCAGAACGAGUCAAUAGCAUGGUCCGCUCCCUCCUCCUGAUCUACGACUGGACCAGCCGCUUGCCAAUGUGGGCCAACAUUGUCGAGACCAACAUAAUGAUCGGCACGCACGUCGAUGCCAUCAUCGCCAACGCGCUCUCACGAGGUUUCAAGGACUUUGACUUGAUUAAAGCAUGGCAGGCCGUGAAAAAGAACGCCUACGAGCCUCCACAAAACGACACAAAUCUGCUUUAUUUCGACCGCGAGGGUUUCACUCCCGCUGAAGCCCGCGCCGGUCUUACAUCGUACAUGUCGUCUAUAGGCUACGUGCCGAACGAUAAAUGGUCCGAGAGCGCCUCUCGUACCCUGGAUUACGCCUAUGACGACCACGCCGCGUCCAUCGUCGCUACCUGGGCCGAAGACGGCGAGAGCUCGGAGCAUCUCCAGCACCGCAGCCAAAGCACAUACAAGAACAUUUUCAACGCCGGCACGGGCUUUUUCGAAGCGCGGAACUCCAACGGAACAUGGGCAGGUCCAUCCCAAGGCUGGUGCGAAGGCAACUCCUGGACCUAUCUCUUCAACGUGAUGCACGACCCAACAGGCCUAGCCACCCUCCUCGGCGGACCCGCGGCCAUGAAGCGACAACUCGACGCCUACUUCAACGAGGGCCACAACGACCAUACCAACGAGCCCUCCCACCACAUCCCAUACCUCUACACCGCGAUAGGACAUCCCGCCUCUACGCAAAGACUGGUCCGGGAAAUCGCCCACCAGAACUACAACGCGACGCCCGCGGGCCUCAGCGGGAACGAGGAUCUCGGGCAGAUGAGCGCAUGGUACGUGCUGAGCGCCAUGGGGUUCUACCCGCUCGACCCGGCGGGGGACGAGUACAUCGUGAGCUCGCCGUUCUUCUCGAAGAUGACGAUCCGCUUCCCCGCGGGCGCCGCGACGGGGGGGAUGGCCCAUCGGGGAGCAGGCGACGGCGGAGAACACACUCUCGUGAUCUCGGCCCCGGGCGCGGAGAAGAGGGCGUAUGUCAGGAGCCUCGAGGUCGAUGGCGUGAGGGUCGCGACGCCGAGGUUGAAACACGGCCAGAUCGUCACGGCGAGGGAAAUCCUCUUCGAGAUGGCGGAGACGCCGCAGGAUUGGGGUGCAUAUUAA